AAGCGUUGUACUGUAGAGCUGCAGAGUGACAAAAAAAGCUUAGUCUAAAGCUUGUUUUUAAAAAUAUGAAGAAAAAAAAAGGUGUUUGACUUGUGCUUCCCUGUUGGUUUCAGACUCGCGUGUCUUCACGUAAUAAGACAGGGUCGGUGGUCUUAAGUUAAAAAUAGCUUCUCCCACUUCCUUUUAUUAAAUAACACCACCCUAUAUAACUAGUGCAUGCUAAUUUAAAAGGCACGUGAGUGAAUUAAAGCGUAAAAUAUGGCGGUUAGACACACAAGCCUGUUUUAUAUGUAAAUAUGUCAUUCAGAGUCUCUUCCUCUGACUCAAUGUUGCAGCGUUUUGUGGUGAGAAAAGCAGAAUGAUGGCGAUGGGGAAGCUAACGUUAGCAUUGCCUGACUGAGAGUCAGACUAGCGGCUUUAGCUUCACCGGGCGCGGCUGAAUAACAGCGACAAUCGUCGCGGGGACCUAAGCAGACUGAGGCGGAGGUGACGGUACCUGUUCGGCCGAAGGACCGGACUGCUUUCCUCCAGAGCUGCCGCUCGACUUGCUAACCGUGCUGCUGCUGUUGGCUGCCAUCUUGGAAGGGUGUUGCUGAGACGGACCCCAGGCUGGAAGUGCAGAGGAUGUCUCACUCCCUGGCUGCAGUCUGUCAGGUCACGGCCACCCCAGACAAAGAGGCCAACUUCUCUGCCUGCAAGCAGCUGGUGGAGGAAGCCAAACAGCGAGGAGCGAGCAUGGUCUUUCUGCCUGAAGGCUUUGACUACAUCGGAUCCAGUCGUGAGGAGACGUUGUCGCUGUCUGAGAGUCUGACAGGAGACACAGUCUCCCGUUACACUCAGCUCGCCAGGAAGUUGGAUGUGUGGCUGUCUCUUGGGGGAUUUCAUGAGCGAGGACCUAAAUGGGAGACUGACAGACGAAUCUACAACAGUCACAUCAUAAUUAAUGAGGAAGGUGACAUUGUUUCAGUCUACAGGAAGUCUCACCUGUUUGAUGUGGAACUGCCAGAAAAAGGCGUAUCCCUCAAAGAAAGUGCCUUCACCAUCCCUGGAUCUUCCCUCGUGUCUCCGGUCCAAACUCCCAUCGGCAAGAUUGGUUUGGGUAUCUGCUAUGACCUUAGAUUCCCAGAGUUAUCGCUGGCGCUGCAAAGACACGGUGCCGAGAUCCUGACUUACCCAUCAGCCUUCACCGUAGCCACAGGAGCUGCUCACUGGGAGGUGUUGCUCCGCGCCCGUGCCAUCGAGAGCCAGUGUUUCGUAUUGGCGGCGGCGCAGGUCGGUCAACACCACGAGAAGCGCUCGUCAUACGGCCGCGCCCUAGCAGUGGACCCCUGGGGCGAGGUGCUGGGUGACUGUGGAGGAGAGAAACCAGGCAUGGUGCUGGUGGAGAUCGACCUGGACAAAGUCAGCAGCACAAGGAGAAACAUGCCGGUGCAGCAGCACCGCAGAGACUCUGACUUCUAUGACAGUGUUGAGAAAACUUGACGACAAGUGUGUCCACAUUGAAAUCUGUGUAAUCUGCAAGAUUGAAGAUGAAUACAGUCAACAACCUAAACACAACAGUGUGUUUCAGUCAUCAAUUAUCAAGCUGACGCCGGGAAGUUUAAACUGUAGUGUGUAACUUAUACUGUAACGUUACAAUCAAAGCUAAUCUCAUGUCACCCGGUGACAAUCCUCCACUUGCACACAAGGAAGUGAUUUGUUUGAUGUCAAGACAGACUCAAAAUGGCGCGUGUAAUAAAGUGAGAUUAUGACUAAAAUCACAAAGAAUUGUCCAUGAAAAGAACAUGACUGUGUUGGCUUGUAUGUGUUUCUGUUCUACUGUAUCGUUUCAAAUGUUGAAAUGAAUAAUUCAUCCAAGAAUACAUUUGUGGCAGACAAAUAGGACUCACCUCUCUGAACUGAAUGUAUGUCUUAUGUUUUUUUUAAACACUGACUGCUGUCCCGUGAUAGUGGGACCACGUAUUUGCUAUA
Solea solea (common sole) is the source of this 1971-nucleotide messenger RNA. It is a transcript of the gene nit1, whose product is annotated as nitrilase 1. Gene Ontology annotation, molecular function: hydrolase activity, acting on carbon-nitrogen (but not peptide) bonds, in linear amides. The transcript is spliced from 6 exons. The record is from RefSeq and is a predicted model, not a curated record. Bases 625 to 1482 code for a protein of 285 amino acids. NCBI's taxonomy places the organism in Eukaryota, Metazoa, Chordata, Actinopteri, Pleuronectiformes, Soleidae.